AUGGCUAAGACCCGUGUUUAUUAUGUGCAGUGUUGGAUGCGGAUUUACCGCUAUUUUUCGGGGCUGUGUCGGCAUGUGCAGAAGUUCUGGAAUGUCACUGUCAAGCCCUUUUUUGUGAAGAAGGAGGAGGAAGGAGAUGUCCCUUCCGCUGAGAGUAUUUUUCACAAAGAAAAAAUCGUGGUGCUUGGCCAUUUAUUGAAGGAUGAAUCUUUAGCUGUUGAGAAGAGGGCUCAAGCUGCGCACCGAAUUGGACUGCUGGCCUUCACAGGAGGACCAGCUGCUGGGAAAUUUGCAGCUGAGUACAUGAAAGAAGUAGCUCACUUGUUGAAAGAUCAUGACAUGGCACCAAAGGUAAAGAUCUUGUUGCUCCAGAGUAUAGCAUGUUGGUGUUACUUAAACCCCGUCAGCCAGAAGAGGGCCAAACAUCUGAAGUUUAUUCCUAUCCUCGUUGAGGUUUUUGAGGACAAACUCGACUCUACGACCAAAAGUGAAAUAAACAACAGCCUCCUUGUUAAAUUCUGGACUUGCUAUGUUCUCUCCGUCAUGACGUGCAAUAACUUGUCCUGCGUAAAGGAGCUUAAAAACUACAGUAUUCUGAAAUAUCACUUGCAAAUACUGGCGACUGAGAAUUGGUCUGGGUGGCCUGAGAAUUUUGCAGAGGUGCUGUAUUUCCUAAUUGGUUUUCACAGGAAUUAA
Neomonachus schauinslandi (Hawaiian monk seal) is the source of this 696-nucleotide messenger RNA. RefSeq names its product armadillo like helical domain containing 2 (gene ARMH2). The record is from RefSeq and is a predicted model, not a curated record. Bases 1 to 696 code for a protein of 231 amino acids. The transcript has 2 exons. Lineage: Eukaryota; Metazoa; Chordata; Mammalia; Carnivora; Phocidae.